Anoplophora glabripennis (Asian longhorned beetle) is the source of this 3793-nucleotide messenger RNA. RefSeq lists its product as uncharacterized. The transcript is spliced from 10 exons. Lineage: Eukaryota; Metazoa; Arthropoda; Insecta; Coleoptera; Cerambycidae. The record is from RefSeq and is a predicted model, not a curated record. The coding region runs from base 224 to 2068 and encodes 614 amino acids.
AUGCAUUUGCACGUUACAUUUAAUUUUUGACUAUUUAAACAUUGCAAUGUGAUUUCCAGUAUUAUAGUUACAAUACUUUAUACUAAACAGCAUAAUAUUCUGUUUUUUCAUGUGAUUUAGUAUAAUUUUUGUCAGUUUCUGUUUAGAAAUUGGGUGCCUAUCUGAUAUCUGUUUAUGUGGGUGUGUCUCCUUAUUACCUUAAGCUGUUCAAAAUAACAUAAACAUGGUAUCAGUUUUACAAAAGUUUGGAUUACCCCUUUUUAUAAUUUUAAUAUCCUUCCUUACAAAAUGUUCAGCAUACAAUUGUUCAGUGCCUUUAAUUGUGAGAGGAGCCUGGUUUUCCUGGGAAAAUGGAAGAAAUACACUUACUGAAUUAGAUGCAACUACUAUGACUCGAAGGGGUGUUUGUGUAGCAAUGAAACAUGAUUUCCACGUGAAUUAUACUAUGGUAUUCAAAAGAGAUUCAUGUUUCACUUGUAUCAAAUUUGUUGUAAGGACAGUAAAUAUCUUGGACAAAAUGGAAACUAGUUGCAUUAAUCUACCUGAAAGUGAGGCUACAGUGGAGAAUGUUUGCAGAGUAUUAGAUUCGCAUCAACAACUAAUAACAUUAUUUUCUGAAAAUUAUGUACCAGUCAAUUGUCGAUCUUCUUUAGAAGGUGUGUGGAAUUUUGCAUACCAAAAUCGAUUUAAAUUUACUGGCGAAUGUCGACAUCCAGAUGCACAAAUUCGUUCUUGCCAAACUGCAGGAUCCCAGUUUCUUAUCACUAAUCAAAAAUUUAAUAUCACUUAUAAAAAAUGUGAGGGAAUGACUGGAACUUUUGAUGGAGUUGUCGAAUAUAGUUGUUUGGGAGAUUGGUUUGUUGGCAAGAACCACUACUUUGCAGUGGCCAAUACGAAGGAAUCUCGUAAAGAUGAAAAAUAUAGAUGCUUUCUUAAAAAUAGAGAUGACGACUUAUACAUCGGUGUUUCAAUAACUGCCGAGUGCAACACUUUGAAAACUGUUGAGAAAAGUCCUGAAAGAUUACGCAUAACUCCGGUGAAAUCGGAAGUUGUGGAACCCGGAUGUCGCUUGCCACAAAAUUUUACAGGACAAUGGAUCAACACUGCAAACAUAGAUGCUGACAUUUUUAUAAAUGAAACUCACAUUAUUGAAACGUGGUAUCCUGACGAAGGUCGGUACAGGAGAACAAUUUAUGUUUGCCGAGAACAAAGAGAUUCGCGGGUUAUGAUGGCACGAUUAACUGUAGAUGGAUGUCAAAAAGAUUACAUCUGCUUUGAUUUUGUACCUCAACACCACAACGUUAUUCGGUACAGAAGGGGCAUAGCAGUGAUCAAAGAUGAUUUCAGUACAGUAUGUUCUUGGGUCCAGUUCCAAAAUCAGGCAAAGUGGAAGUAUGACCUGUAUUUGAAAAAAAAUCCUGUUCCCAUUAGGUGUCCGGUAGCAGGAAAGUUUAAUUUUACUCAAAAGGGAGACGUUCCGUUUGUUACUCGUAUCAUUGGUGGAGUUACCGACAGCCCUCGUCCUAAUAUUUACUGCAAACAGAACAUUUCCGAUUUUUCGGUGUGCGAUUCCGAACAAAAGGAAAUUGCUAUUGAUGAGAACUAUUGCCUUUCAGUUGAUCAUCUUGGAAGACCUGUUGAUAUUUACAGCGAUCCCGAUUAUAAAAUGAAGUGUAUUGGUUAUUGGAAAGAAAAUCUAAAAUCCUAUCUAGUUACUUACGAUGAACUGGAUCCUUUGUCCAAAUAUCAUUGCUGGGUUUAUCAGAGAUCUGAUUUAAAUAGGGUUUUAAUGUCGCAAGCUAUUGGAUCGUUCUGCGAUUUGAAACAAGAUGUUACUUCGUGGAAUUAUACAGAGGGCGCAACUGUCUCUAUCGAAAUGCAGGAAUACGAGAGGGAACGCGAUCAGUGUCCCAUGCACUUUGAUGAUGGCACCAAUCCAUGGUUGGACACUGAAAAUUCACUUCAAGUGUUCCACUUCGGUUAUUACAGUGAAGGGUCAACUUUAUUAUUGAGGACUUCUAUAAGAGUGGUCUUAAUAUCAGUUUUGGUCACUGUUUAUUUCUUGUAAUUCACAUCAACAUGUAGUUAUAUAAGGGUUAAUUUGAUGCAAUUUUGCAAGUUACUGUUAGAUAUCUCUUUAUAAGGUUGUUAUCAUGAUUUUUUAAUAAGCACUGAACAUGUUGUACAAAUGUGUUUACAUUUUAGAGAUAUAUUGACAGACAUAUCAAAAUAUUAAAUAAGUACAGGGUAUCCAAGAAAGGUUGGGACGUUACUGCAGUGUGAAUAUUUAAAAGUAGAAUGGCAAUUUAUGAAAGUACUUUAUUGAAUAAGUUAUAACAAUAUUUAAACUACAAAAUGAAAUAUUCAUUUAUAAUUUAUUUUCAUCUAUGUGGCCAGCUGUAACUCUACUAACAGCCUGACAGUAAUUUUUUCAACUAACGUUCCUCAAUUUUAUUCCAAGCCUCUUGCAAAUGUUGCCAUAAAUUGGAUCGAAAAGUCAAAGCACGUUUGCCAUAGAAUACUACAGAGCUGUGGUGUGUCCCUACGAAAUUGAGGAACGUUAGUUGAAAAAAUUACUCCAGAGAAUGCCCAGAAUCUGUCAGGCUGUCAUCAGAGCUAAAGGUGGCCACAUAGAUGAAAAUACAUUAUAAAUUAAUGUCUUGUUUAAUAAAUGACGAUUCGUUUGUAUUUUAUAGUUUAAAUGUUAUAACUUAUUCAAUAAAGUAUUUUCAUAAAUUGUCAUUCUACUUUUAAAUAGUUCCAGAAUAAAUUCAAAAUUCCCGCUGCUUCCAAACUUUCUAAUGGUAGUGUAUAUUAUGAAACAUUUUAGAAAUUGUGUUCAUAUUAACUUUUUCUUAUUUUGAUGCAUAGAAUUGCUCCACCAAAUAUAAAAAUUAAAUCCUCAAACACCCUGUAUUCAGUGUCGACGAUAUAUCUGUUUUACUUAUAAUAUCUAGCAGGCAGGGUUAGGAGAUUAAAAUUUCACAGUAGACAAAAAUUAUUUAGAAAAUAAUACUGUAUAUAUUAUUCUCUGAUAUUUUAAAUAAUACAUUACACUCGAACAAACAAGCACUUUUAGAGUGAUAUUAAAAAACAUUGCUUCAUAAUACCACAUUCAACAACCAUAUCUUAAUGCACACAUUGACUUUUACAUUUAGGUAUGUUAGGUCUACAUCAUCUUUUUUGGGUCCAAGAAGUUUGUAGUUGGUAUCGCAACUUUUCCUAGGACAUCCUGUAUAUAUAUUUAAUUAUAAAUUAGAAAUGGGUCACAAUGUUCUAAUUCUAUAGGAAUUUUGAACUGAAUAUAGGAAAAUUAGGAAAUUUUCAGUACUAAAAACGUGAAGAAUUUCAUUGAUUUUAGUAGAUUCUAGCAUCAUUUUUUUAACAGUUUUUAUUUACCAAUUUUUGUCAAUAGUUAAAAAUAUUGUAAAAGCUCUAUGCCAUGUUUAGAUCAAUUACAGAUUUAAAAAGUAUAUUUCAUUCAGUCAAUAUUUCUAAGUCGAUACUACUGAAAAUUACCUAAUGUCCUUUUCCGUGUCAAAUAAUAGAUCUGAACAUAUAGAUUAAUUGAUCUGAUUUAUCAAUGACAGCUUUUUUUGACAGAGUAAAAUGACUAGUCCAUUUGAAAAUCUCUAUCUAUCUUUAAGUUUUAUACUCUUUGUUAACAAUACUUAUUUUAUUUAGUUGUAAAGCUAGCACCAAAUGAAGAUUACACUCCAUGAAAUUUUUACUGCACAGUGGUAUUUCAUUAUAUAUUUUUUAUAUAACUGUUUUUAAGAUAUUUUUUAAUGUG